AUGUGUUUUGUUGAUAUGAUAGUCCGGUACGCAGCUGUUACAGUAUUUAGAGAAUCAUUUGAAAAAGAAUUUGAUAACAAUGUUUUACCUAUACCAAAUACUGUUAAUGUUCUUAGAAAUGAGGAGCUUUUAUGGAAUUAUGAAAUACACAAUGAUUAUUAUGGGAAAUUUUUCCAAUUUGAAAAUACCACCUUCAAUGGAAUAUACGCAAAAGAAUUUUUAAAAGAUUUACAAAAAAUUUCAAAGGAAUCUGAAGAAUAUUCAGUACAAAUAUUAUUUCGUUUGGGUUUUGAAAGUGUUCUUAAACCAUUUCAUGGAAAUCUUAUUUUAUUUAAACUUAUAUAUGGUGAUGAAAAUGGUUUAAAUGAUAUUCGAUUAUGUUUUAAUAUUCGAAUAUAUUCUCAUUCUAAUUCAAUGAAUUUUUAUCAUUCGAAAACACAAGAAAUACAAAAUUGUGCUAAUAUUGUUAUGCAGAGGCAUUCAAUUGCUGAUGGUAAAUGGCAUUCUCUUGUGGCAACAAUUACACGAAAACACACUAAAAUAUUGUUUGAUUGCACACAACACUUUGAGGUAUCAGUAAAAAAUGGCAAUUUUGGAUUUUUAGAAUCAAUGACCAAUGAUGAAUUUGCAAAAAUAAUAAUUGGUGAAAAAAAUACAGAAGAAUAUAUACAGCUUGAUGUCCGAGAAUUAGAGAUAACAACAGAAAUCGGACAAAAAAAUAGCUCAAUAUGCAAUAGAGCUAAAAAUUUAAACUCUCAGACUUUGUCCAAUAAAAUCGAAUUACAUAAAAAAAUACAUUUUAAAUAUGAGCAACGUGAUUGGGAUUUAAGUAAAUUUCAUCGAAUGACAAAACAAAUUUAUACGAAUAUAGUUCUACCACAAAACAGUACAUAUUCUUCAUCAAAUUUUACUUUUGAAUGUAUUUUUCGAUGCUAUCGAAAUUUUGAAGGACAAUUAGCAUUACUUUCAAUGUUUGAUUCAAAAGAUGGAAACAAUAUGAAUUUUGGUAUAAUUUCAGGAAAAUCACUUGUUUGGAAUAAUUUAUCAAGAACUCAAAGUACUUUUGAAGUUUCUCGUGGCGUUUUUAAAGAAAAUGUACUAAAUGGUGAAUGGAAUCAUGUUUUGAUAAAAAUUAUUACUUCCGAAACAACCAAAACAUUACAAUUUUACAGUAAUUGUGAAUUGUUAAAAGAAGAUACACUUGAAGGAUCAUUUUUCUUUCGAGAUACAUUACAGCAAAUUAUUUUAUUUAGAAAUAUUUCAUUGGAUAGAUUUCAAAAGUUCGACGUAAAGGAAAUGAAUUUGUAUUGGGAUCAAGAAGUUGAUGAAUGCAAAUAUCAACCUUAGAACUAAGAGAUAGAAUUGAAAUUUUUAAGAAUAAAAAAUAUAUACAUAAACUUGUACAUAACACAUUCAAAUUUUUAUAUUAUAAUAUUAUUGCA
Condylostylus longicornis is the source of this 1442-nucleotide messenger RNA. RefSeq lists its product as uncharacterized. The record is from RefSeq and is a predicted model, not a curated record. The transcript has 6 exons. The coding region runs from base 1 to 1347 and encodes 448 amino acids. Lineage: Eukaryota; Metazoa; Arthropoda; Insecta; Diptera; Dolichopodidae.